Molecule: messenger RNA, 2126 nt
Organism: Asparagus officinalis (garden asparagus)
Lineage: Eukaryota; Viridiplantae; Streptophyta; Magnoliopsida; Asparagales; Asparagaceae
Cellular component (GO): cytoplasm; endosome; trans-Golgi network
Source: RefSeq, a predicted model, not a curated record
AAGUUCCCGCGGAACAUCUUGUUAACGUGCACCGUCACCUCCCUCUUUUCCCUCUCUGUUUCACUCAGAUGGUCAGAUCUCAGCUCCACACGCUACUCAGGGGGGGAAGGGGGAAAACGAAUAACUAUCUCAAAAGUUCUCAGAUUUCGUCGAGAAUUUUCAGUCUCUGAACGAUUGAGAGGCGAAUUUGAAUCAAAUGAGGAAAGAUCUUUGGGGACGAAGAGGCGCAGCUACGAGGCAAGCGAAGCAGAUUAAGGGUUUGGUUGGUCGAUUAUCGAUUGCAGUAGUCGCUCUCGUGAUCUGCACCCUCUGGCUGUUCUCGACCAUUGGAUUGAAUCGAUCCUCAGAUGAAGCCAAGGAUAUUAAUGUGGAUAAGCUUUGGGGCCCUGCUACCUCUGGUGGUUGGAGACCGUCAUCAGCUCCUCGUUCAUAUUGGCCACCUCCUCCAAAAGAGAGCAAUGGUUAUUUGCGUGUUCGUUGCAAUGGAGGCUUAAACCAACAACGAAGUGCGAUAUGUAAUGCAGUUCUUGCAGCACGAAUCAUGAAUGCUACAUUGGUGUUGCCUGAAUUGGACACAAACUCCUUUUGGCACGAUGAAAGCGGUUUUCCAGGUAUCUAUGAUGUUGAGCAUUUCAUCAGAUCAUUAAGGUACGAUGUUAAAAUUGUGGAAAGCCUCCCUGAAAUUUCUGGGCACGGGAAGAAGAAAAAGAUGAAAGCUCACCAGAUGAAUCCACCAAGAGAUGCUCCUCUAAGCUGGUAUACAACAACUGCUCUGGAAAAGAUGAGGGAACAUGGUGCUAUAUAUCUCACUCCUUUUGCGCAUCGCCUUGCAGAAGAGAUUGAUGAGCCUGAAUUUCAGAGGUUGAGAUGCCGAGUGAAUUAUCAUGCACUAAGAUUCAAGCCACACAUUAUGAAACUAAGCAGUGAAAUAGUAAAUAAGCUCCGUGCAGAAGGCCACUUCAUGUCUAUACAUCUUAGGUUUGAAAUGGAUAUGCUUGCAUUUGCUGGAUGUCUGGAUAUAUUUACACCUGAAGAACAGAAGAUCUUGGUGAAGUACCGGAAAGAAAAUUUCAAGGAGAAAGAACUUGUUUAUAGAGAAAGGAGGCUUAUUGGGAAGUGCCCAUUAACUCCAGAAGAGGUGGGUCUCAUCUUACGCUCCCUGGGAUUCGACAACAGAACCAGAAUCUAUAUUGCUGCGGGCGAACUCUUUGGCGGUGACCGUUUCAUGAAGCCAUUUCGCACCCUCUUUCCACACCUCGAGAAUCACAACACAAAAAAGCUCGAAGAGAGUGCCCAAGGACUCGUAGGUUCAGCAGUAGACUACAUGGUAUGCCUCUUAUAGACAUUCAUGCCAACUUAUGAUGGGCCAAGCAAUUUUGCCAAUAAUCUCAUGGGCCACCGCCUCUACUAUGGCUUUCGAACCAUCAUUCAGCCCAAUAGAAAAGCAUUGGCUCCGGUUUUUAUGGACAGGGAGGAGGGCAAAGGAGCCAACUUUGAAGAGAGAGUUCGUAAUGUUAUGGCUCGGACAAAGUUUGGUGAGCCCCAUAAGAGAGUUCGACCCGAGUCAUUCUACACGAACUCAUGGCCUGAAUGCUUCUGCCAGGCUGCACCUAAAGAUCCUAAAGAUAAGUGCCCCCCUGAUAACGUACUGGAAGUUCUCGAGAGUCAAAUGGAGAGUGAAGGGAGUGGUGGCUUGGAGGAGGCGAAUGUGAGUGAUAGAACAGGAACUGUGGUGACUAAAGGUACUUGAAAGACGGUUGAUAUUAAAAACCAAGUUGAACAUCAAACGGUUCCCUAUUUUUUGGCCCGUCAGCUGUGAAGAGUGAAGAGAUUAUACAUAUUUUGCCAACUGAGAUCUAGCAAUUGUAACACUGUUUGCACAAGAUCUAGUGGGGGGAUGAAUCGUGAGAUCAGUAAAGGAUUAAUUUGUAACAGAUCUUGGCACGUUCAUUUUUUAUUUUAAUUUUUUUUUUUCCAGCAGAUCACAGAAAGGAUUAGGUCUGUGUGUUUCAAGGAAGGAAAAAAGAGGAGUAUGCGCUUCAGAGUUGUAUAUUUCGAAUUACUGAGUGAUUUGUGUCGAAUAUUCAGUCAAAUAGCUAUAACAAGCUCACUGUUUUUUUUUUUUU